Molecule: messenger RNA, 1505 nt
Organism: Pogoniulus pusillus (Red-fronted tinkerbird)
Lineage: Eukaryota; Metazoa; Chordata; Aves; Piciformes; Lybiidae
Gene: RSPH3
Product: radial spoke head 3
Exons: 9
Coding region: 60-1274 (404 amino acids)
Cellular component (GO): cilium
Source: RefSeq, a predicted model, not a curated record
CGCUAGCCGGUCCGACGCCUCCCCGAGCCCCGCCGGGCUGCUGAGGGCCGGACCCCGCCAUGCUGUCCGCCCGAGAGGCCGAGAUGGCGGCGGCGGCUCCCGCCGCCCUCUACACCUACUGCAACCCGCCCCGAGCUCUGCCCGCCCGCCCGAAGUACCGACCGCCGCCGGAUCCUGCCCAGCCAGAGAAGGAACUCGUUCGCUAUGCCAACCUCAUGUACGACAGGAGAGUGGUGCGCGGCAACACUUACGCCCUGCAAGCCAUACCUGUGAGUCCCCAGCCAGAUCCCCUUGAGAUUCAAAGGCAGAGGGAAGCACGGAAAAGAGCGCUGGCAAGAAAGCGUGUGAAAGAGCAAGCGCGACUAACAACGCCUGAGCCCGUGGAAGGCAGAGAGCACAUUUAUGUGCAGACAGAGCUGUACUUGGAGGAGAUCAGUGACCGCAUCAUAGAGGUUGAUGCAGAGUGUCAAACUGAUGCAUUUUUGGACAGGCCUCCCACUCCUUUCUUCAUACCAGCCAAAACAGGAAAAGAUGUGGCCACACAAAUAGAAGAAGGAGAGUUGUUUGACUUUGACAUUGAAGUCAAGCCAAUCCUGGAAGUGUUGAUUGGCAAAACAGUUGAGCAAGCUUUGCUGGAAGUCAUGGAGGAAGAGGAGCUGGCCCAGUUGUGGGCACGUCAGCGCGCCUACGCAGAGCUGCGUGAUGCCGAGCUUGCUGAAGUACGGCGUCUGGAAGAGCAGGACAGGCGAUACAGAGAGGAGAAGGAACGUCGCAGACUUCAGCACAUGCAAAUGCUGCAGAAACAGAAAGAAACCACAGAGAAAAUAGCAGCUCAUGCAUUUGCUCAGCAUUACUUGGCUGAUCUCAUCCCCUCAGUCUUCAACAACCUUCGUGAGAGUGGCUUUUUUUAUGACCCUAUAGAAAGAGAUAUUGAGACAGAAUUCCUUCCGUGGUUGAUGACAGAAGUGGAAGAAACACUAGAGAGGAAGGUUCUGGGGAGGACAGUGCUUGAUUCUUUGAUUCGUACAGUGGUUGAAAAACGCUUAGAUGCAUUUAGCCAUAAACCUCAGUCUGAUCAGACAGUGGCACCUGCUGAAGACUCCAGGCCAGCUGAUGCACUGCAGGAAGCUAGUGAGACAGACACUGCUGACCAACCACUUGCAGAGAAAGAAGAGACUGACCAAGCUGUUGCUGAAGAAGAGCCUUCAAAUCACAUCCCUUUCCAGUCAGAAAAAUCAGAUCAAACAGGAACAGAGGAUCUGGAAACUGAGUAACAAGCAGGAGACUUAGCAUCACCUAGAGGACUGUUGUGAUGGACUCCUGAAAAGAAUCAAACAAAUGCUGACUUGAAUAUUUGGGGUUCGGAAUGUUACAAGAGGAAGGUGAUCACCUGGAAUCUUUUCAUUUUUGUCACUCCUGAUUUGUGUUUGAUUGAUAGAAAAAAAUUACUUGAAGUGUGGGCAUUUAUUAUGUAUUCUUAAAUUAUUUUAAAAGAAUUACUUCUA